This is a messenger RNA of Arachis ipaensis, 525 nucleotides long. NCBI's taxonomy places the organism in Eukaryota, Viridiplantae, Streptophyta, Magnoliopsida, Fabales, Fabaceae. The record is from RefSeq and is a predicted model, not a curated record.
AUGGCAGAGGUAUUUGAUAUGUUAAUGGGUGUGAAUGCAAGAAAACUCGAAUGGAAUUUUCAGGUUUAUGUUGUCCAUCUAUGGGAAGUUCCAAAUAGAUUCAAUGAAAAAGAGAUCAAUGGCAUAGAGAUAGUUCUUCAAGAUAUUCAGGGUGGAAGGAUCCAAGCCUCAAUCCCUAAACCUCUACUAAAGAAAUGGAGAGGUAAGAUUGUUGAGUUCAAGAUGUACAUCAUGACCCAUUUCAUUGUGGUCGACAAGAAGGAAAAAAUCAAGACAACCAACAAUAGAUGGUCCUUAAGUUUUUCACAUAGGACCACAGUUCAGCCAGUUUCUAAACCAAGUUAUCCUCUUGAAGCAUUUAGCUUUAAGCCCAUUCCGGAGCUGCUUGCUGCUGACAAGCUGGAAGAUUCAGUUCUAAUCGAUGUCAUAGGGGAAGUGGUUUGCAAGGAGGAUCCAAGAGAACUCAUAACUAGCAAAGGAAGAGAGACUAAAAGAUUGGCUGUCAUUCUUGAGGACCUUGAGUGA